GAAACUCAGCCUCCCAUUUUCUUCUUCCCACUUACCCCAUCUUUUUCUCUCUCUCUAGAAAACCCAUUUUUCUCUCUCUACCCACACAUGUAUAUAAUCUGUUUACGUAUACUUCCUUUACCUGGAAGUUUAUUUUGUACCCAGUUUCCCCAUUCAUCAGAAUUUUUCAUCUAAUAAAACCCUAUCUUCUACUAGCCGGUGCUAGUGCUGGUGCUGCUGAUUCUAAAUCAACCUUUUGUGGUGAUUUGAUGGUCUUGAUUGCAGUUGUGAUAGUGGAGGUGAACUUUGUAUUUCGGGCUUUACUUUUGAGUAAUUUUGAGUACCAUUAGGAAAAGAGGUUUUCUUGUUUCAAAAUAAGAUUAUUGGAGGUCAAGGUCUCAUGAGAAUUGUUAGGGGAAUGCAGAAAUUAGUUCGCGAGUAUCAGACAGAAGUGGACUGCUGGGACAAAUCAUUCAGCCUUGGUAUUGGUGUUACCGCUCCAAAGGCCAGGAAGCGUGACAAAUUCAAAGCAAGCUCUUUGUUUUUCUAACUUCGGGUAAAGGAGAACUCAAGUGUUUCAUAGGUCCCGGGUUGAAGAAGACUACCCCAAAUGACUCGGAUACUGGUUCAGCGCGGUUCCGCUGGAGCUUCAUCGUCUUCGUCCUCAAAUCAGAACAGGUCAUCUACUUCGCUCCCUGGUUCGUCUUCUUCUUCAGCUCCAACCCAGCCACAGGCUUCUAGUAACAGUCAGGUAUUAUCAGCUUCGAAAGAUGAUGAAUUCGUAGAAGAAAUACAAGAAGAGGUUGCUUUAGAAGAGCUCUCCAUUGGUUCUUCAAACUACAAGGGUGUUAAGGUUGACGAUGGAUUGUUGGAUAGUUUAGGUAGCGACCAAAGCACCAUUGAGGAAAAGAUUGCUGAUAAUGAGACGAGAGACGGUGUUUUUGUCAGUGAGGGCCUGGCAAGGGAAUAUGAUGGUUUGAGAGUUGUGGAAGUGGAAAAUGAGGGAAGUUCAGUUCAGAGGGCUAUAUGUAGUUCAUGUCCACCUCCACCUCCUGUCCCACCACCAAAACCUGCUUCACUAAACUCGAGUCCUAGAAGAUUCCCGUUGGGUAGUUCACAUGCUGGCCGUAUAGGAUCAUCUAGGGGAACUGCUGGGAGACCUACUGUCUCAACUAGGACCUCACCUGCUGGAUCCAGGCCAUCCUCUCCACGAUCACAUUGUGAUGAAGGUUAUAAUAGUGCUGAUGAGCAGAAUCCCAGCUUUGGAUCCUCAUAUGAUGAUGUGGAGAGAGAACAGCAGUUUGAAAUGGAUCUUAGACGAACCAAAGGCUUAGAAGUUAAGAAAAUGUUGGAAGAUGGGAACUGUCUCUUCCGUGCUGUUGCUGACCAAGUAUAUGGUGAUUCUGAAGCUUAUGAUUUGGUCAGGCAGAUGUGCAUUGACUACAUGGAGCGGGAAAGGGACCACUUCUCUCAAUUUAUAACUGAAGGUUUCACUUCCUAUUGCAAGAGAAAAAGGAGAGACAAGGUUUAUGGCAACAAUGUGGAGAUUCAAGCUCUGUGUGAAAUGUAUAAUCGCCCUAUUCACAUAUACUCUUAUAGCACAGAACCAAUCAAUACAUUCCAUGGAAGUUACAAUACAGACAGCCCUCCUAUUCGACUCAGCUAUCAUCAUGGAAAUCAUUACAACUCUCUUGUUGAUCCACGUCGACUAACAGUUGGUGCUGGCCUUGGGUUUAGCUCUCUACAAGGGAGGAACGUUGAUAAGGAUCAGGUCAAAGCAGCAAUAAAAGCUCAACAGGAUCAGCAAAUUGAUAAUGCACUUCUGGCAGAAGGACGCUUUUAUUCUGAUCUUGAGCUCACUGAAAAGGAGAUAGAACGCAUGGUAAUGGAAGCUUCUAGGGCUGAGUAUAUUGCCAAUGACAAAUUCAGGCAGCAGUUUGGUUGUCGAGAAUCUUCCACUUCUAGUGCUGAACCAUCAUCAUCAGGAGCUAGGUCAUCAGGAAGUGAAGCGAAGCAAGAAGGUGGGGGGCGAGAAGUUCUUAGUGACUGCAUCCAGAUUAUGCUGUCGAUGGGAUUUAGCUAUGCGCGAGUAAUAGAGGCUUAUAGCAUAUUCGGGGAUGAUGUGGAUUCAAUGGUAUGUUAUCUCAUUGAAACCAGCAGUAGCAGCAGACGUAAAGGAAAAGCAACUGAAUGA
This is a messenger RNA of Nicotiana tabacum (common tobacco), 2173 nucleotides long. RefSeq names its product OVARIAN TUMOR DOMAIN-containing deubiquitinating enzyme 6. Gene Ontology annotation, biological process: protein deubiquitination. Gene Ontology annotation, molecular function: protein binding; K63-linked deubiquitinase activity; cysteine-type deubiquitinase activity. NCBI's taxonomy places the organism in Eukaryota, Viridiplantae, Streptophyta, Magnoliopsida, Solanales, Solanaceae. The record is from RefSeq and is a predicted model, not a curated record.